Molecule: messenger RNA, 1173 nt
Organism: Humulus lupulus (European hop)
Lineage: Eukaryota; Viridiplantae; Streptophyta; Magnoliopsida; Rosales; Cannabaceae
Product: putative inactive disease susceptibility protein LOV1
Exons: 1
Coding region: 1-1173 (390 amino acids)
Biological process (GO): defense response to other organism
Source: RefSeq, a predicted model, not a curated record
AUGCUCGGUGGGCUUCUAUCUACCAAACAAACAGUAAAUGAGUGGGGUGAUGUGAUAGAAAAUGUAAUGAAAUGUAUAGCUAAAGGAGAAAAGCACAAUGAAUCGAAAUACAAUGAUGGUUCAUGGGUGUUGGGUUUGAGUUACGACGACCUUCCAUUUUACUUAAAGCCUUGUUUUCUAUGCUUGGCUUGUUACCCUGAAAACGCCAUCAUACAAGUAAAAGAAUUAUGUCGCAUGUUGGCUGUAGAAGGUUUUAUACCACCAAGUGAAAUGAGUUCAACAAAAGCUAUUGAAGAUGUGGCAUAUGAUUGCUUAAAUGAAUUUGUGGAGAGGAGCAUGAUUCAGGUAGAAAAUUGGAGUUCAACAAGAAGAAUGAAAACAUUUCGCAGUCAUGAUCUCAUGCGAAAAUUUUGCUUGUCUAAAGCUCAAGAUGACGACUUUAUACAGUCUAUUGAUUUGAGGGGGAAUAAGGUGGAAGAGGCACUACAAUCCGUAUCUGACAUCGUAAGGAGAAUUGAUGUUUACAUUGUUAAUUAUGAUAUUAAUCUUAUCGAUUUUUUUCUAAAGACAAAUAAGUCUCUUAGGUGUCUUAUUGUAGAUACGAGAGACAAGUUUUCUAUUGAAUCAAUGCUUAGAUUGGUGUCCAAUAGGUAUCUCAUGCUUAGAGUUUUAAAUGUAAGUUUAUACAAGGGUGCCGGUGUGAGUGCGUUGCCUAAAGAAAUUGGUAAGCUUAUUCACCUAAGAUGGUUUAAAAUUAGUGGUGGCUAUUUGGAAACGAUCCCAUCUUCUAUUGGCGAUUUGAGAUGGCUGCAGACUUUCAAGUUAGAUGGUGAAACGCACUCAGAGUGGAAAAUUCCAAAGGUAUUGUGGAAGUGGGAAAAACUGAGGCAUUUAUGCUUGCCCAAUCCUUAUGGCCUAGCAUCUAGUAAAUGGUUGAGGUAUAGUAAAUGGUUGAGGUUACCUAAUCCUCAAAAUUUACAAACAUUGGAAGGUGUUCGAACCAAGUACCUCGCUAUGGAUGAUUUUCUGCUAUUGAAAAAUCUCAAGAAAUUAAAGAUUUAUGUGGAUAAAGAUUUGGGAAGAAUCUACCACAAUCCCGAAAAUAACAAGUUCACUUGUCUUGAAAGUUUACAAGUGGUUAGUGUUAACCGAGAUUUUCGGCAACUCUAUUAA